ACCGUGCGCAGAGUACCUGUAGUUGAUUAGGCUUCCAUCUGUAUAAUAUUAGCACUCUUAUAGAAGCUUCAUCGACCACUUGCGCUUCCUUGCUUGAACAAAUGUCAACCUCGCUCAAAAUGAGCGCGACGCUAGCGCGCUCGCUAGCAGUCGUUGCUGUUUUUGGAGCAGUAUUAGUUUCAAGCCAUCUUCUAGCAGGAAGCGCAGAGGUUGUCCACACGAAGUUCCCAAACGUGGUCAUCGCUGGGCACUCUAGCAGCCUGCUGAGCGGCGUGCGGGCAUGGUUCGCCUCGUUUGCCACGCAGGCGGACAUGCCGGUGGCAGAGCGCCUCCGCCUGAUGCGGGAGGAGAACGAGUGGAAGAACAACCUGGUCAUGUGGCUGUUUCCCGACAGCGUCCGGGAUCAAAUUCCCCACUUCUGGCAGACGUGGCUGCGGUGCUGGAUUCUCUGCGCAGCGGUGUACUUCGGCGUGGGCGGGCUGUGGUGCUACUACACCUACUUUUGCUUUGGGGACAAGUGGUUUGCUCCUGGCACUAUUCCGGCGUGGAAGGACGUCGCUGAGCAGAUGCGGGUCUCCAACAUCGCCAUGCCACUUUACUCGAUGCUGCCGGCCCUAACGGAGAUGGCGGCGGAGAAGGGCUGGACCCGCGCCUACCCGCGCGUGGAGAACGUUGGCCUGCCGGCUUACGUGCUCUACUUCUUCCUCUACAUGACCUCAGUGGAGUUCGGCGUUUACUGGAUGCACCGCAUCCUGCACUGGGGCCCGCUCUACAAGUACCUGCACUGGGACCACCACAAGUACAACAAGGAGCACACCCUUUCGCCCUUCGCUGGUCUGGCUUUCCACCCCCUUGAUGGCAUCCUCCAGGCCGUCCCGUACGCGUGGACCCUCCUCUACUGCCCCAUGCACUUCCUGACCCACGAGCUCCUGCUGUUCGCCACCGGCGUGUGGACUACCAACAUCCACGACUGCCUGCACGGCCACGUGUGGCCCAUCAUGGGGGCCGGCUACCACACCAUCCACCACACCACCUACAAGCACAACUACGGCCACUACUUCAUCUUCAUGGACUACCUGAUGGGCACACUCACCACGCCCGAGCAGUACGACGCGGACAAGGCGGCUCGUGCCACGAAGGCCGUCAAGGCGCAGUAACGACAGCGCAGGCGCAGCUUGUUCGGCCUGCGUCUCUCCUUGAUGUAGUGCCCUGAGCGUUGCGGGUCCGGCCCCGUCCGGCACGUGCGGCAGGUGGCUUCCAACGGAAGCGGGAGGUUUUGGGGCAGGAAUGCAGGGGCUUGCCUAAUGGCUUGACCCCGGUGCCCGGAAUGCUGGCGGCGUGCAGUGAAUGUGCAUGGCGAAGGUGCUGCAUAACUCGGGUCAAUCUUGGUCAUCUGUCCACAAAGUAUGGGAGGAAUGCUGAAGCAAGGUAGCGUUGCGUGUUAUGCUAGCUAGGCAGGCGCUCUUGUGCAUACGGCGUGGCCUGCGCUGGCUAUCCAGUGAUUUUGUGUGUUUGUGUACGUGAGAUACUUGUGGCGCUUGCAUGUAAUGGUUUGUGUGCGCGUGUGGGCAGCGGGCGGUCUGCGGAGAGUCACAAGCAUGAGCGCUGCUGGGCCACGACGAGUGAGUGUAGUAAGUACUGAUGCCCAGGCCUCUAGGCCUGUAGCGCUGCGAGGUAUAGGAAACGAAGCUUGAGUCUUGCGGGGGCGGUGCCCCAGCGACUUCGACUUGACAACAUAACCGCAACGGUGAGCUUACCUGACGGACCGGACCUGACCGUAUGCAUUCUUAGGACACACACACACAGGGGUCGGAACCCCUUAAUCCAUUCUUAAGCGUACUGCUGCUGUUGGGCCUGGCAUUUUGAGUAUGGACGAGCCAGUUGCCCUGGGCUUGAGUUUGUGACGCUCUGGGCUCUGUGUACAUGGCUGUGUAGGCGCUGUGCCGCCGUCAGGACGGCUUGCUCGAUUCAACACUUGAUUCGAGAGGGUUUACCGUGUAACAACCAGUACUC
Molecule: messenger RNA, 2013 nt
Organism: Chlamydomonas reinhardtii
Lineage: Eukaryota; Viridiplantae; Chlorophyta; Chlorophyceae; Chlamydomonadales; Chlamydomonadaceae
Exons: 6
Coding region: 120-1157 (345 amino acids)
Biological process (GO): lipid biosynthetic process
Molecular function (GO): oxidoreductase activity; iron ion binding
Source: RefSeq, a predicted model, not a curated record